This is a messenger RNA of Puccinia triticina, 1113 nucleotides long. RefSeq lists its product as uncharacterized. NCBI's taxonomy places the organism in Eukaryota, Fungi, Basidiomycota, Pucciniomycetes, Pucciniales, Pucciniaceae. The coding region runs from base 1 to 1113 and encodes 370 amino acids. The transcript has 7 exons. The record is from RefSeq and is a predicted model, not a curated record.
AUGGUCUGGAAACCCGCGCCGAUCGACCCCGCCAAGCCCAUCAUCCAUCCCCAUCCUCCCCCUGUCUCCCAUGAAAAUAAUGCAAAGCCGCUCGAGUACAACCAGGACGUCGACUUUGCGAUUUUCUCGAUCGAGGAGAUCCCUUCCCCGUUGAGACUGUUUGCAGAGAGCCACAAUAACAUCUUGAGCUUGAGUCCUUUAAACUCAGGUCUCAUCGAAAACGUAGGCUGGGCAUCUGAGAGCUGCAUCCUGGAAAGUACACAAUCAAUGCGCACGGUGAACGUCAACGGAUUCUUGCUGGAGAACCUGAUCUUGAGCCCGCUGGAUGAAGCGAGUGAAUGUCUUGAUCUGGAGGAUCUCACGACGGUCAAAGUCUUGCUUCUUGCGUUCCAAUCGCAGCCUAUCACCUGGUCUGGGGAGCUCACCAAUGUGGUGCAGGGCGAGAAGAUCCGGGUGUUCAACCACAAAAUCCGCUUCCAUUGGGUCGCUUUUUUACGCAAAUUGAGUGGCGAGCGGGGCUGGCUUCCAAACAAGCUGGAAAGAUACUUGCUGCAGCAAACAAGUGUUCGCGUGGGUGGCAACAAGCCUACGGAGUCUUCGUCGGAGCUGAAUGCAAAUCGGAAAGCAGUCAUCUUCAGCCGCUCAGCAUCGAGCGCCAGUCCGCAGAAACGAGCGGCCACCAAGCCCGGCGGCCGCAGUCCCCCUCUAUCCACCCCAAUUGAAUGUGAGGUUACCCAGCUCCAGGCUGCGGACCUCGGCAAGCUCCGUAUUUCCCUGUGCACCAAACCUCCCAAAUGGUCCCGCGGGCUCUUUGGCUUUUGCAGCUAUAAUGCCCUUCUCAAGCGGCCAAAGGAGCUCCUCAAGAGUGAAGAGGAGCAAUACAUUGUCCAAGUCUUGCACAAGUUUCUCCGAUGCUUGUCACCCCCAUUACUAACAGAGGCGCUAGCCUUGCGGCUGCCGGACCUGUUCAUCCAACUGAUGUGGCUGCGGUAUUUGGAGAAGCCAGGUGACUUGACGACGCGCCAGAUGGUUUUGGAGAUCAUUCAGGGCUGUUUUGAGCUGGACAAGUAUCUGGGCACGCGGCCGAUUGACGGGAGCUAUGAGUCCACUUGA